Benincasa hispida (wax gourd) is the source of this 1870-nucleotide messenger RNA. NCBI's taxonomy places the organism in Eukaryota, Viridiplantae, Streptophyta, Magnoliopsida, Cucurbitales, Cucurbitaceae. The record is from RefSeq and is a predicted model, not a curated record.
GUGUUCCAUUAUAAUACUAUAUAUUCACUCAUAAUAAUACAAACCAAGUUGAUUGAGUUGCAGAGAUCCAAUGGCUUCCAUCGACUUUUCAGCCAUCCUUUUUGCAUUAUUUAUACCCUUUCUUUUCAUCAUUUUCUCUCGUAUUUCGAGGUGGAAUUUCCAUGGAGUCGUUCCUUGGAAUUGGCCAAUCGUUGGUAUGACGCCUACUGUUGUUGCUCAUAUCAACAGAGCUCAUGAUCGUGUUACUGAAGUCUUGCAAGCAGCUGGUUCCACUUUCUUCUUCAAAGGCGUUUGGUUUUCAGGUAUGGACUUUCUUUUCACUGUUGACCCUUCAAAUAUCCACCACAUUUUGAGUUCCAAUUUCGAGCGUUAUCCAAAAGGCCCUGAUUUCAAGUACAUUUUUGAAGUUUUGGGAGAUGGGAUUUUCAAUUCUGAUUCAGAUGUUUGGAAAAAUCAACGCAAAACUGCUCAUUCUUUGGUCCAUGAUGAGAAUUUUCUCCAAUUCUUGGAGAAAAUUACAUUGAAGAAAGUGAAGGAAGGGCUUGUUCCGAUUCUUGAAAGUGUUUGUGAAAAUGGUUCGGUGUUGGAUUUGCAAGAUUUGUUUCAGAGAUUCUCUUUUGAUUCAACUUGUAUGUUGGUCACUGGCUUCGACCUCAAUAGUUUAUCUCUUCAACUCCCUGAAGUUCCUUUUUCCAAGGCCAUGGAUGAUGUAGAGGAAGUGAUUUUUCUUCGACAUGUUUUCCCUAAAAAAAUAUGGGAAUUUCAUAAGAAACUCCAAAUUGGACAACCUAAGAGGCUGAAACAAGCUUGGGAAAUCAUAGAUGAAACUAUCGCUAAAUUGAUAGCCUCCAAAAGGAAAAGCAUGAAAAAUCAAAUGAAAGAAGAGGCCGAUGAGCAAGGAAUAGGAGUUGAUUUGAUCACAUCAUAUAUUACAAAUACAAAAAACGAUGACGAAUUCUUGAGAGACACUGUUUUAAAUUUCAUGAUUGCAGGAAGAGAUACCCUAAGUUCGGCUCUCUCUUGGUUUUUCUUUUGUCUUUCAAAUAAUCCAAUUGUCGUAGCGAAUAUCAGAGAAGAGCUUAAAACAACGAUUCCAACGAACGAAGUUCGUGAUCAAUUGCGGAUAUUUUCGAUUGAAGAGGUGGACAAGUUAGUUUACUUCCACGGAAGUCUGUGUGAAGCUCUUAGACUAUAUCCUCCCGUCCCACUCCAACACAAGGUGUCAGUACAACAUGAUAUCCUUCCAACUGGUCACCAUAUAAAUCCCAAAACGAAGAUUUUGAUUUCUUUAUAUGCAUUGGGAAGAAUGAGUGAUGUGUGGGGAAAAGAUUCUAUGGAGUUUAAGCCGGAGAGAUGGAUUUCCGAAAAUGGAAGAAUCAAACAUGUCCCAUCUUACAAAUUUUUGGCCUUCAAUGCUGGGCCAAGAACUUGCCUUGGGAAACAAGUGGCUUUCACUGAGUUGAAAAUAGUUGCAGCUGCCAUUAUUCAUAACUAUAAUAUUAUUCAACAAGCAGGGCAUAAGGUUGUUCCAAAUGCUUCCAUUAUUCUUCACAUGAAGCAUGGAUUCAAGGUCAAAGUUACAAAGAGAUGGACUUGAAAGAAGCGAAAGAAAGAUGAAGAAAAUUACAAGUUUCUAGUUUUUUUUAGGUCAAAUUUCAUAUGUCAGGAAUAAAAGAAAAUGUAAAGGAUUUUAAUGUUUUGGUAGUACUUUUUUAUCGACAUGGUUUAAUGAUGCUAUAUACUUAUAUGUUCAUUUGGACAUAGUGUUGUCAGUUGAAGUAUUUGUAAUAAUUUUAAAGUUUUUACUUUUUGGUCUAAAUUGUAAUAAUUUUAAAUAAAUUAGUGAAUGCUACUUUAGAAAUUAAUAAAA